Molecule: messenger RNA, 2015 nt
Organism: Asparagus officinalis (garden asparagus)
Lineage: Eukaryota; Viridiplantae; Streptophyta; Magnoliopsida; Asparagales; Asparagaceae
Product: mRNA-decapping enzyme-like protein
Exons: 12
Coding region: 126-668 (180 amino acids)
Biological process (GO): deadenylation-dependent decapping of nuclear-transcribed mRNA; deadenylation-independent decapping of nuclear-transcribed mRNA; positive regulation of catalytic activity
Cellular component (GO): P-body
Molecular function (GO): enzyme activator activity; mRNA binding
Source: RefSeq, a predicted model, not a curated record
GUAUGUUCUACUUUUAAAUUAGUUCUAAUUAGGUAGUAAUUGGAGAGAGUCCAAUUAGUCCAAUAUUUAUCAUUUAUUCCUAUUUUAAGGGAUAAGAUGAAGUCGCGUAGGAUUUUCUCACGAGAAUGGUGUUCAUGAUAGUGAUUCUCAAACAAUUAAUAGUGGUUUCUCAAACAGUUUUCAGAAUUUGGGCAUUCAGGAAGCAGAGCACCAAAGUCCUAAAUCUGACUAUUCUUCAGAGGAUCGAUCCCCAUGUGGAGGAGAUCCUGAUCACGGCUGCCCACGUUACUUUCUACGAAUUCAACAUUGAGCUCAAUCAGUGGAGUCGUAAGGAUGUUGAGGGAUCUUUGUUUGUUGUUAAAAGAAACACGCAGCCGAGAUUCCAGUUCAUUGUUAUGAACAGAAGGAACGCAGAAAAUUUGGUGGAGGAUAUCUUGGGAGAUUUUGAGUAUGAAAUCCGACCUCUGGUGGAGGAUAUCUUGGGAGAUUUUGAGUAUGAAAUCCAACCUUCAUACUUGUUGUACCGGAAUGCAGCUCAAGAAGUUAAUGGUAUAUGGUUUUACAACCAACAAGAAUGUGAAGUUGUUGCAGCUAUUUUCCAGAGGAUACUAAGUGCAUUCUCUAAGGUUCCUCCAAAGUCUGGCUUAUCUGCUGCUAAAAGGCUUUGAACUUUGCAUUGAAGGAUUACUUUAAGAGGUUAUUCAACUUCAAGAAAGACAGGGAUGGCUAUUGGAAGUGGUUUGCCGGAAAUCUUGCAUCUGGUGGUGCUGUUGGUGCCUCAUCCCUACUGUUUGUUUACUCCCUGGAUUAUGCCCGUACCCGUUUGGCCAAUGAUGCAAAAGCUGCAAAGAAGGGAGGAGAGAGGCAGUUUAUUGAAACACCUACUGUAAGAGCAUCUGUUAUGAUGGACAACUCUACUAGAAGUGAGGUAAGUUUGUUCUGUUUCACAAAAUGAUGGAUAACCUGUAUAGCAUUACAAAACCACUGCAUCACAUUUCUUAUACCAUAUAAACCCUCUAUGUGGACUGGAGUCUGGACUGCAUGGUAAUUUCUUGAAUUCUAAGCAAUUUUUCUUUACUUUAAUUAGGAAAAGUUGGUUAUUUUUGAGUCAAAUUCACAACCUUUUGUUUUCUUUUGUAUAAAUUUCAGAUUUACAGGGUUUGGAGGUCCAAUUCCUUAUCGACCCGUUGAAGAUGUGUCCUUUGCUAUUGCACAGUUUAUACAGAAAGGUGGAUCUUAUUUCAACUACUAUAUGUACCAUGGUGGAACGAAUUUUGGCAGGAUAGCUGGUGGUCCAUUCAUCGCUACAAACUAUGAUUAUGAUGCUCCAAUUGAUGAAUAUGCGUUGUCAUUCUUAUCAGCCUACAAAUAAAUGUUAUAGAGUGGGGGCAUCUUAGAAAAGGUGUGCAUUCUAGAACUCCUAUAUAGCGUGAAAGCACUGGCUUGCGAACCUUCUCCACCAAAUAAUUAAUGGUCUUCAUGAUGUGUAAUGCGAAACAGUAGCAACAUGACAUCAUGGGAGUUCUGGGCGUUAGGUGGAGCAACCAUUUGGGGUUCAUUUAUUCCUCUGUUUGUUGGGUUAUAUACUGUACAAAAUGCCUAUAUCGGAUUCUUAUAAGUUGCAUCCAGUAUCAGGGCGAUAAUCAGCCACAUCAAUUGAUUUGUAAUCUGAAGAGGUCAGGGAUUCAGAUUCAGAUUCGCUUAUUACUGACAUAAACAGACGUAACUCAUUUGGUUGCUUGCAUUCUUCACCUUCAGCUUGUGCUGUAGAAGAUUGCUUAUCGAAAAGCCCUCAAGGUCACCAGUUUGAUAAGAAGCGCAUGACUUCAUACACAUAGUUUUUCUCCCAGCUACAGAAAGAUUGAAAUAUUCUCCGACAAUGUUCGAUUAUUCAUGUUACUUCUGUUUUCGCAACGUGAUCUCUGUGGCAUUAUUUUUUGUAUUUUGUAUUUUUAUGUAUGUUGCUCUCCAGGCCACCAGUUUUUCCUCCGUCUUCAAUUGUAUUUGGAUAUUAC